GAAUGUCGAUGUUGAAGGAAGUUUGAAAUAAUAAUCUUGGUAAUUUUUUUUCAUCCGAUUGAAAAUGGAUAAUUAUGAUCUUAGUUCAAGUGAUGAUGAAUUCACUUUCGAGGCUCCUGUAAAAAAAACUUUUAUUGACGAAAUCUGUGAUGAUAAUGAAAAUAAUAUUGAUAAUGAUGAUGAUAAUAGUGAAAUUAGUGAAAAUCAAGAAUCUGAUACUGUGGAAUGGUCUGAGUGUGAUAAAAAUUCAAAAACACCAUCGAUAAUAAAAUUUGAUACUGGAAAAAAAUUACCAGGACCUCAGGUGUCCGCAUUUGUCAAACAACCUAUCGAAUUUUUCAAAUUAUUCUUUACGGACGAGUUGGUGAUGAAAAUCAUAGCCGAUACAAACGAUUAUGCAGCAAAGAAAAUAGAUAAUAAAAAGUUGUCUUCCCAUUCCAUUUGGCGAUCUUGGUAUGAUAUAACUAAUGACGAAUUUUGGGCUUUCUUAGCUGUUAUUAUAAACAUGGGAACAAUGCCAUUGCCAAAUCUACAAGAUUAUUGGUCCACCAAUCCGAAUAGUCUCAUUCCUUUUUAUCCUAAUACAUUUACAAGAGAUCGCUUUAUGCAAAUUUUUUGGAUGUUACAUGCUAAAAUUCAACCAGACACAAUACGUCCGGAAGUAAUUAGUGGUUUUCUUGAUUACAUAAAUGGAAAAUUCAUCGAUUAUUUUAUUCCUUCUGAACAAAUAUGCGUCGAUGAAUCCAUCGUAAAAUUCAAAGGACGAAUUUCAUUCAUCACAUAUAAUCCUCAAAAACCAACUAAGUGGGGGAUAAAAGUAUACACAUUGGCUGAUUCAAAUACCGGUUAUAUAUGCCAAAUAUUGCCAUACUACGGUUCUUUGACUACACAAACAUUAAUAAGACCGGAUUUACCAGUAUCGACGCGAAUUCCAUUACAUUUAUGCACCAUGUUGCUGAAAAAAAUACCAGAAGCACGUGGUUAUCAUCUUUUUACCGAUCGCUAUUAUACUAGCCUAGUGCUAGCCGAUGAGUUACAUAAAUUGAAUUGUCAUUUAACUGGAACAAUAAUGAAUAAUAGAAAGGGAUUACCACCUGAGAUAAAAAAACCCAAAUUCAACAAAAAUGUGUCAAUCAAAUCUUAUCGAAGAAAAAAUAAUCUGAUUAUAACGUGGAAAGAUAAGAGAAUAGUAACUCUUUUUACUAACCGGUAUAAUCCAUCAAUGAAAAACGUGAAACGAAUCAUUCGUAACGGUGUUUCGACAAUGAUAAAAAAACCAAAUGCAAUCCUAAACUAUUCCAAAUAUAUGGGUGGAGUUGAUAAAGCAAACCAGUUUGCCUCAACUUAUUGCUUUAUGAGAAAAUCCAUAAAAUGGUGGAAAAAACUUUUUUUUUGGGGCAUGGAAAUAUCAAUAAUAAAUUCAUUCAUUCUAUACAAAGAAGUGAAAAAGAAAAACAACGAAGAAUCAUUAUCUCAUUUGCAAUAUAUAAAAACAUUGGUUGACGAAUUAAAAGGAAGUUUUGUUAGAUAUGACAAAAAUAGAUAUUUAUCCAGUCAUAAUGAUACUAGAAUGAAUGGAAAACUCCAUAUUAUGUUAACUGGAAAAAAAAAAGACUGUGUUGUAUGUUCUAAUCGUGUGUCUGGAAAAAGACACGAGACAACAUAUUUUUGUGAUAGUUGUCCAGACAAACCCCGAUUACACCUGGGGACAUGUUUUAGAUAUUAUCAUACUCAUGAUAAAUAUAAAAAAUAAGAUGAA
Dermatophagoides pteronyssinus (European house dust mite) is the source of this 1759-nucleotide messenger RNA. RefSeq names its product piggyBac transposable element-derived protein 4-like. The record is from RefSeq and is a predicted model, not a curated record. NCBI's taxonomy places the organism in Eukaryota, Metazoa, Arthropoda, Arachnida, Sarcoptiformes, Pyroglyphidae.